CUCAUACUGUGCCCUUUCUAUUGCUUUCUCCUUUCAUCCUCCUAUUUCCCAGGCUGACUGCUUGUGGAUCACAAUCAAGUCCACUAUCCAGUUCUUUGCGCUCUGACAGAAUCAUGCUGGCUGUACGUGGCCCCCUUUUCUUCCCUGGCCUGCUGAUAUGGACUAUACAGAGCUGUAGUUCCUUUCUGCUGCCCACUGGAACAGUUCUCCAGCCACACCACCAAAACAGCACGGACAGCUUGGGAGCGUCCAUGGACUUUCCUAGUGUUUCUGUGUCGAAGAGCAGACGUAAGCGUUACAUCUCUUCACUCGACAUGGCAGCACUCUUGGAGUAUCACAACCGUGUGCGCUCACAAGUGUUCCCACCAGCUGCUAACAUGGAAUACAUGGUAUGGGAUGAAAGACUUGCAAAGUCCGCAGAAGCCUGGGCAUCACAGUGCAUUUGGGACCAUGGCCCAUCACAGCUCAUGAAGUUUGUAGGACAAAACUUGGCUAUUUACUCAGGAAGGUACCGGUCGAUAACUGAGCUUGUGAAGUCAUGGCAUGAUGAGCGCCACUAUUAUUCAUAUCCUUAUCCCCAGGAGUGUACGCCGAGCUGCCCCAAUAAGUGUAGUGGGUCAGUGUGCUCUCAUUAUACUCAGAUGGUGUGGGCGAGCUCUAACAGAAUCGGAUGUGCCGUGAACUCCUGCUCCAAUAUGAACGUGUGGGGAAACACAUGGCGGCAGGCGGUGCUGCUGGUGUGCAAUUAUUCAAUUAAGGGUAACUGGAUCGGAGAAGCCCCAUACAAAAUGGGACGUCCGUGCUCAGCCUGCCCCCCAAGUUAUGGUGGAUCCUGUAGUAAUAAUUUAUGCUUUUCUGGUAUAAAGUCAAAUAAAGUGAGCUGGUUUUGAUGUGUCAUCUGCAGUUAGUGAUGAGACAGGAUGAAGCAUCCAUAAAGAAACAGAGACUAAAUCUCUAAAUGGAAAAAUGUCCAUAAAGUUGUUUAUUUAGCAAGCACUGCAUUAUAAAAUACAAUUUGUACUCUCCUUCUGCCAAAUAUUAAAAGGCUGAAAAAGCAAGCUAAUCUAGUUAAUCACUAGGAUUUCACUGAAGAAUGUGAAUUAACUGGUUUUCUGAUAUCGUAUGUAAUGCACUAAUUGUCCAUUUAUCAAUUUGUUUUCUGACCCACUAUAUCCAGUUUUUCGGAUUGUAAGAAACUGAUGUCUCCCCCAGCAGCACUGGGUUCAAGAAGAAUGGCCGUUUAUCACAGAAAACCUCCACGCACACACCCACUCUUUCAGUUGCCAAUUCAUCUAACUCCUUUUUAAUUUCAACAGGGCUGUAAGGCAUGAUGGGUAGAUGAAGGAUCUUAGCAUAACAUGUAACCUUCUCAAGCCUUCAUAUUGCAGUUUUAGGGUAACAGGAUGCCAGACCCCAUCCUGGUAGCGCUGGCCAUAAAACUGACGCCACUCACAGAGCUAAUUUGGAUUCACCAAUUAACCAAACGUACAAAUGGCAGGAUGCUUGAUCCGUGAGGCACAGUUGGUGUCACCUGGAUCUUGAUCAUAAUGAGUUUCUUACAGGGAUUGGCACAUAGAGGGUAUGGGCCAUAUGAAGACAUGAUAGUUACCACAUAGUUAUAUUUAUAAGGUAAAGAUGACCCUCCCACCUUUAAAGAUUUUUUUAAAAUAACUUAAUGUUGAACUUCUUUUGCUCUGGUGCCGUGCAUUUUUUCUUGAUUAUGUUAUGUUAAUAUAUAUGUAUAUUUAACAUAACCUAGUUAAUAUAUCUCAGAUAUACAUACAUAUAGAGUAUAUACAUAUUUCAUUGUUAUUAUUUAAUCUUGUCUUUGUACUUUUACUGAAAGAGCUCUGUUAUUUCCAUUGCAAAAUGUAUAAGCUAAACAUAUAUAAAGCUGAAAUUCCAUAUAUUCUCACGUAAAAAUCGAAACCCGAAAAAUCAAUCAUAAAAUCAGACCCCAACUUAUAUGCCUGUUCAAAACUGUGAAAAAAAAAAACUUUUUUUCAGUUCAGCUUCUCAGACGCAUAGAAUUUUGUUUCAGCAGUGCAGUUACCAAUUUCUUUCGCUACUUCAAUGACUUUUAAUUUAAAACUAGCUUCAUAUUUUCUGCUGA
Polypterus senegalus (gray bichir) is the source of this 2113-nucleotide messenger RNA. Its product is annotated as peptidase inhibitor R3HDML-like. NCBI's taxonomy places the organism in Eukaryota, Metazoa, Chordata, Cladistia, Polypteriformes, Polypteridae. The record is from RefSeq and is a predicted model, not a curated record. The transcript has 6 exons. The coding region runs from base 114 to 890 and encodes 258 amino acids.